Messenger RNA from Brassica napus (rape), 1458 nucleotides. RefSeq names its product F-box protein At1g30790-like. The record is from RefSeq and is a predicted model, not a curated record. The transcript has 2 exons. Lineage: Eukaryota; Viridiplantae; Streptophyta; Magnoliopsida; Brassicales; Brassicaceae. The coding region runs from base 157 to 1314 and encodes 385 amino acids. Gene Ontology annotation, molecular function: protein binding.
CUGGAAAUAAAUUUAAUGGAUUUUUUUUUUAAUUUUCCUUAUUUUGUGCACUUUUCCUGAUUUCCAAACAUAAAUGUGUUCUUCUAGCUAAUACUACUAUAGUUUUAUUUAUCUAGGGUGGGUCGUUUGUGGAAUUCACCACGAAGCCAGCCAGCCAUGGAAGAUUCACAACCGUCUCUCGUUCACGCAGGAAACAGCACAACAACAAGAACCAUUCCUUUCGAUCUGAUCAUCGAGAUACUAUCUCUACUUCCUGGGAAAUCGCUCUUUCGAUUUCAAUCCGUGUCAAAACAAUGGUUCUCUACCAUCCGCAGCAAAUUUUUUGUAGACUUGUUCCAGACUAGGUCAAAGAGUCGGCCUCGUCUCCUUCUCACGCUCUAUCUCGGAGAUGCUGAGGAGCAAUUCAUCUUCUCGGCUCCUGAACACACAGACGAUGAUAAAUCCUCCUCCAGUGUCAUGGCAAGAUACGACAUGCCGAUCUCGGCUCCAGGCUACAACUUGACCUCUGGUUCUGUCAACGGUUUCGUCUGCUUCAGAGGUGUUAGCUGUCAUACCAUCGCCGUUUAUAAUCCCACCACUAGACAAAUUGUGAAACUGCCAGACGUUACACCCAACGGAAGAUACAUGUACGCAUGUCUUGGGUACGAUCCAGUCGAAGAUCAGUACAAGGUGUUGUGUGUGAUGAUGUUCGGCUCUGAAAGACAAGAUAUGCAACCGGAGCAUUUCGUUUGCACUGUGAGUUCAUCUCAGAAACAAGAGUGGAGAAAGAUCGAGAACCCCACCGGAGUUGAUUACCGAUGUAUCUUUGGAGACAAAUGCAUUGAUGGUGCUCUAUACUAUGAAGUUGGACGACAGUCAAGAAUAGUUAGGUUCGAUGUUAGAUCUGAGAAGAUUCAGUUUAUUAAAACACCCAAAGAGUCAAAUAUGUACUGGUCCACUUUUAUAAAUUACAAGGGAAAAUUGGGCAGUGUAGAUUAUUCUUGCACAGAAAAUUUGAUGACGUUGUGGGUUCUUGAGGAUGUGGAGAAACAGGAAUGGUCGAGCAUGAUGUUUGUCUUACCUUCUAAGUGGGAAGAUUUACCUGAGACUGACGUAGUGUCUAAAGGACUGAUCCAUACGGGCGAGCUUAUGGUGUUCAUUCCAUGGUUAGAGUCAUCUAAGCCUUUUUAUCCUUUUUAUGUUUGUUAUUAUGAUUUUUACAAAGAGAGUACAAGAAAAUUCGAGAUCCGAGGAAUGAAGGAUGUUGAUUUGAGACGUAUAAACGGUCAGAUGUUUUGUUAUCCAGGUCACAUUGAGAAUAUUAGGUUCUUGUAAGAAAAAUUUAUUAUUAUCAUUAUUAUGGUUCAUGUUUCAUUAGUUUCUGCCAUUCAAUUUGAUAGUUACUUGAUUAUGAUCUGAGUUUGUUAGACGCGAUUAAAUUCCUGGAAAAUAUUUUUUUCUGUUUGUUUUAAGAGCUUG